Rotaria sp. Silwood1 is the source of this 6137-nucleotide messenger RNA. The record is from the annotation of a GenBank genome assembly. NCBI's taxonomy places the organism in Eukaryota, Metazoa, Rotifera, Eurotatoria, Philodinida, Philodinidae.
AUGUAUGAAACAAUUCGACCAAAAGUUGUACAUACAGCUGUUAAAUAUCUUGUCGAACAGGAGCUAUAUAAAGGCGAAGGUAUCAUUAUAUCCGAUGAUUGGUUGAAUGAGUAUUCUAAUGAACGAGAAAAUUUCAUUAUUAAAGAUGAAGAUAAAAAUAUUGAUGCGAAUGAAAUCAUGAAGGAAUCAGAAUUUGAUGAUAAUGAUGCCAAUUGGAAUGAAUCCGAUGAUAAACCAAUCAAUCCAGUAGCUACCGAAACAUUAUUAAAUGAUGAGAUUGAAGAUCAGAAUGAUAUCGGUAUUAAAUUUGCUCCAGCAGAGAAUAAUAGACCAAUAUCAAUUUUGAUGGAUAUGAAAGUUGAUGAAUUAACAUUUCCAAAAAUUUAUUGUGGUAAACAAAGAAAAAUCAAAGAAAAUGUUAAAUUGACUUACGCUAAAAUUGCUAAGUCAGAAUUAAGAAUGUUCGAUCGAAGAUGUGGUAGAAUAUCGAAACUAUUUUUUACCUAUAAGAAAUUGCAAACGAGAAAGUUUUCAGAUGCUAUUUCAAUAACUCUAAGAAAAACAAAAAAUACAAAAAAUGUAACUGUUGCACAAAUGCUCAAUCGAGAUUAUGUCAAUGGGUUAAUACAUAACGAUGACGCUUUCACAUUCUUGAGAUGUGAUCGAUCAUCACCAGCAUUCUGGGAACUGAAAAAAAAGGAACUUAUGGCCAUGAACAGGCAAUUAGGUUGUGCUACAAUCUUUUUGACUUUAUCAGCAGCAGAAACAAAGUGGUCAGAACUUAUUGUAAUAUUGGCUAAAGUGUUUGGAAAUAAAGUCAUAACAUUAGAAGAAGCAGAGAAUAUGAGCUAUGAAAAGAAGUGUGAUUUGAUAAGAAAAGAUCCUGUAACAUGUGUUCGUUAUUUUGAACAUAGAAUAAAAUGUCUAUGGGAAAUAUUAUCAGCUCCUUCUGGUCCAUUUCAAGGCUACGAACUAGAAGACAAAUAUGUCAGAAUUGAAUUUCAAGCUCGUGGUUCACCACAUGUUCAUGCCUUGAUAUGGUUAAAAAAUGCUCCAAAAUACGACAAAAAUAAACCUGAAUCAAUUAAAGAAUGUAUAGAAUUUAUUGAUAAACUGAUUUCAGUUAGUUCGAAACCAACACAAUUUUCUGAAGAACUUAUAAGUUUGCAACGUCAUAAACAUUCACAUACCUGUAAAAAAUAUGUGAACGGUUGUAUUAAAUGUCGUUUUGGUAUUCCAUAUUUUCCGAUGAGAGAAACUAUGAUUUUGGAACCAUUUAGUAACGACGAAAAGUUAACUAAAAAAGAACGUGAAGAAAUAAGUAAAAAGAAGGAGAACGUAAUGAAAGAACUUGAAAAGAUAUCAAAAGAUAUCGAUAAUUCAUUAACUUUUGAUGAAUUCUUGGUACAUAUUAAUAUGAAUGAAAAAGAAUAUAUUAAAAUGAUUCGAGCUGACUUAAAAAAAGCAAAGGUCUUCUUGAAACGUGCUCCAAAUGAAAUGCGAAUCAAUGCAUAUAAUCCACAAAUAAUGUCAUUACACAGAGCAAAUAUGGACAUUCAAUUCAUUCUUGAUCCUUAUGCAUGCUUAAAGUACUGUGUUGAAUACAUCAACAAAUCUGAAAAUGGCAUGUCUAAACUUCUACGAGAAGCAUUGAACGAGUUAAAAAAAGGCAAUAACACAGUCAGAGAACGUCUUAGAGUUAUUGCAAAUAAAUUUUUGAAUUCAAGUGAAAUUUCUGCACAAGAAGCUGUUUAUCAUAUUUUAAGUAUUCCACUUUCCAUUAGUAGCAGAAGUACUGUUUUUAUUAAUACAAACAGACCUGAAAAUAGAAUUUCUAUGCUGAAAUCAGAUGAAAUUCUUCAAAAAUUGGAGCCUGAUUCAAAAGAUGUGUUUGUUGAGGGCUUAAUUGAGAUGUAUGUUAAUAGACCUGACGAAAUGAAAAAUGUUUGUCUGGCUGAUUUUGCUUCGAUGUAUAAUAUUUCAAAGAAAAAAACAGAUAAUGAUCGAAUUAUAGAAAAUUCUGAUGACGAAGAUAUCACUGAAAAUGAAAGUGAUAAUAAAAUUGUUCCUAUGAAAAUGGAAAAUGGUAAGGGUUGGAUUAAAAAAAGGACAAAGAAAAAAAUCAUAAGAUACAGAUACUUUAAACUACAUCAAGAUCCUGAAAACUAUUAUAGAGAGCAGCUAAUGCUAUUUCUACCAUGGACUAAUGAAGAAGAAGAUCUUAUUCAUAUAAACCAUGAAGAGAGAUUUGAAUUGUAUAAAGAUAUAAUUCAACAAAAAAGAUCUGAAUAUAUUCAUCGUGAAGCUAAUGAAUUCGAACAAGGUUUAGAAGAACAUAUGGAAAAAAAAGAAGAUGAAGAUGAUAUUGAUGAUGCAAAUAUUGAAUACGAUCAAGAUAAGAAUGAAUUUCUCAUUUAUGAAAUAGGAAAUACUGAAGGUGAUAUUUUUGUUGAAAUGGGAAUAAAUACUCGAACUGAAAAAGUCGAACACUUUAAUGUUCCCAAAAUAAUACCAGACACAGAAUAUCAACAAAUGAUGAGAAAUCUUAAUAGUAAUCAAAGGAAAUAUACUCUAAACGUAAUGAAUUUGAUUAAGAAUGGUAAAAAUCAAUUUUUUCAUUUCAUCAAUGGAGGUGCAGGUGUUGGCAAAAGCACUCUAAUCAAAGCAGUGUAUCAAUCAAUACUAAGAUUUUAUAGUUCACUUCCAGGAUAUUAUCCAGAUAGUAUUCGGGCUGCACUAUGUGCACCAACUGGCAAAGCAGCAGCAUUAAUUGAUGGAAUGACUUUGCAUUCAUUUUUAAGUUUACCAGUAAAUCAAUGCAAACAUAAGCUUGUUCAACUAAAUAGCGAUGUUUCGAAUAGAAUUGGAGUCAAAUUAAAAGACUUACAAUUAUUAAUAAUAGACGAAAUAUCAAUGGUUGGUUUCACAAUGUUUCAACAAGUUGAUGCACGUUUGCAGCAAAUAAUGAGAACAAAGAAACCAUUUGGUGGAAUAUCAGUCAUAGUUUUAGGCGAUUUCAAUCAAUUAAGACCAGUUGGUGAUAAAUACAUAUUCCAGUUUAAUAAUUCAUAUAAUGCUUUAGUAGAUAGUUCAUUAUGGUCAUUAUUUGAAUUAUUUGAAUUAACAGAAAUUAUGAGACAAAAGGAUGAUAAGACUUUUGCCAUUGCAUUAAGUAAUAUAGCUAAAGGAACAAUGACAGGUGAAGAUAUUCAUCUGUUAAAGUCACGAAUUGUUUCAACUGAAAAUUUGGAAACGAUUGAAGAUGCCAUAAGGAUAUUCAGAAGCAAUGCUGAAGUUGAUGCAUACAAUACAAAAGUAUUGGCUAAUCUUAAUACUGAAGGUGCAACUGCCAAUGCAUAUGACUUUUGUAUUGGUGAUGGACUUGCAUCAUUAAAAGAAAAAGUGUUGAACAACGUAAAGAAUCUCAAAACAACUGAAACUUAUGGCUUACCACUUAAAAUCGAUUUGAAAGUGGGCGCUAAGUAUAUGUUGACAGUCAAUUCUGAUACGGAAGAUGGAUUAGUCAAUGGUGCUUGUGGAAAAUUAGUAAUGAUUGAUUACGGAAAACUUCAAAAAACUAAUGAAACAGUACCAUGUAGAAUAUGGAUUAAAUUCAAUGAAGAAAAAACUGGAAGAAAAGCUAGAGCCAAUUUUCACAAUGUAAUGCGUAAUAAAAAUAUUGAUUCUAGUCUUACACCAAUCGAACCAGUAAUACGUCAAAUAAAUACGAAGUCAACGAAUUUCAAAGUAGAACGGAAGCAGUUUCCAAUAGUACCUUGUGAAGCUAUGACCAUAUACAAAAGUCAAGGCGGUACUUACGAGAAGGUUGUUGUCAAUUUGAAGAAGGGAAUGACAAGAUCUGAAUUAUAUGUUGCUUGUAGUCGUGCAACAAAAGCAAGUGGUUUAUACUUAAUUGGAGACUUCGUUCCACCAAAACCACCUGAACGUAAUGAUGCAGUGACGUUGAUGUUCAAAACUAUGAGAUCCGAGCGAAUGCUGAAAUUUUCGCUUGCAUUUCCUGAAGAAUCUGAAGAGAAAAAAUUUUCCAUUAUCUUUCAUAAUGUACAAUCAUUGAAUAAGCAUAUUUCAGAUGUUAAAUUUGACAAAACAUUUUUGUGUUCUUCCAUGAUAAGUCUUGUUGAAACAUGGACAAAACCAAGUGAUAACUUAGAAAUUGAAGGUUUUAAGAUAGUUCACAGACGUGAUUGUCAUGAUGUACGAAAACCAUUCGGUCAAAUCAUUUAUUUAAAAAAUGAUUUAAAAUUCGAAAAUAUCACCGAAAGAUAUGAAUAUUCAGGCAAAGAUCAUAUUGAAUAUUCUGCGAUAAAAGUUGAUGAUAUUUGUAUAAUUUCCGUUUAUAAUUCACCAAAUUCAUCAUUCGAUGUCCUAAGACGACAUAUGAAUGAAGUUAUAACUAUUUCAAAAAGAUUUUGUGAUAAUAUAAUUGUCGUUGGUAAUUUUAAUAUAAACUUGAAGAUUAAAAUCAAUAACAAAUUUAUUGAAUAUAUGAAAUCAUUUGGACUUAGUUUGAAUAAUACACUAAAUAAAGAUUCAACUAAUGCAAAAACACAAAUUGACUAUUGUUUCUCUAAUAUGAAAGACGUAAAGUCUGAUUAUUUUGAAAGUCUUACAAGUUUUCAUAAGCCAAUAUGGAUAAGAAAACAUAAAGUUUUGAGUAAGUCUCAUGUUCAUGAAAUCAAAAACAUUCAUACAAAUGUAACUUCUAAUAUCAAUGAUGAAGUUAUGCUUGAUGACCAAUUUGACCCGAUGGAUAUCGACGACAAAUUUGUUUUUGAAAGUCAUGAAACAAUCGAUAAGAAUGAACAAAUUGACUUAGAUAUGUCCUUCCAAUUAGAAGAUCUCAAAGUGAAUGAGCCAUUUGAUACGAUGGAAACUGAAGAAAAAUCUUUUCCCACAAACUAUGAAAUCAUUGAUUCAGACUCAAGGAAGAUUCUUGAUCAUUUUCUCCUUCUACUUGAAUUUGAUAAUGCUGCAGGGACUACCCAAAUUUCAAGUCAAGCUCGAAUAAUCGAUGAUUUAAUUGAAAAGUCGCGAUUUAUAACUGUCUAUAACAAAGAUCGAUCUGUUAAAAUCAGACCGAAAAUAGAAUAUUCUGUUGAAGCAUUUGAUGCAUUUUACGCACGAACUCAUACAACUGGAGAUGGAAAUUGCUUGUACAGUUCUUUAUCAAUAAUUAAAAUUGGAUCUGAAGAACUAACACACUCUAUGAGAUUAUUGACAGUCAAUGCUAUGAUUAUUAAUAGUAAUCAUUUCAAAACCAUUUGCCGUUUAUUGAACUAUUCAUUUGAAGAACAGUUAAGGAGAACUGUCACAAACGAACAAUGGGGUGGAGAAGUUCAAAUUCAUGCACUUUCUAUAGCAUUACGUCAGCCCAUUUAUUCUUAUGUUAAAUUUCUCGAUGAUCCAAAACGUGUACACUACAUUCCAUCUGAUAUCAGUACACAAGAUUUGAUUAACAGAUUUGAUAAUGGAACUGCAGGAGGUCAUCUCAAAUAUAUUGGAUAUAAGUCAGAUAUGAAUAAAUCAAGUUUAUGUAUUCACUUUACCGGCAUUCAUUACGAUGCUCUCUUGCCAUUUUCAAAUAAUCCCCAUCAAUUCAUACUAAAAAAAAUGAUAUAAUUGAUAUGAGUUUGUGAAAAAGAAAAAAAGAACUAGAUUUAAUUUAAAAAAUAAGUUAUAUUUAUAUAAACAAGUAAAGUCUCUGGAACUAACUCCUCGCCAGGUCCUAUGGGACAAAAAGAGGGCAUCCGCAGGGCCUAAGGGGCAGCUCCUUAGUGCGCUCAAGGAUGAUUUUUUUCGAAUUAUCAAAAUCAAUCUGUCGUUAGGUUCACUUUUUGAAGUACACAUAACACUCGGAUUUGUUAAGUGACAUCAUCAUAUAUGUAUCAUCUCUGCCGAUCUUUGUUACAACGUCAUAUGUAUUUCAUCUAUAUCUUCUUUUGUUCUGUACAUGUAUGUGUGUGUGUUCGUCUGCUUCUUUCUUCUGGCGGCCUCGUCGCCGUCCGCGGAGUUCUUCGCCUUUCCUUGUUCUCACAUAUAUAUAUACCUGUUGCUUUAAACAAUAAAUCGUUCGAUUCCAUUCUCGUUCAUAAGUGUGUAACAUAAUCUUCUCUGAC